UGUGUAUGUAGGUCAAGUGUGUAUGCUAGGUCAAGUGUAUAUGCUGGGUCAAGUGUAUAUGCUGGGUCAAGUGUGUAUGCUAGGUCAAGUGUGUAUGCUAGGUCAAAGUGUGUAUGCCAAGGCAAGUGUGUGUGCCAGUCAAGUGUGUAUGCCAGGUCAAGUGUGUAUGCUGGGUCAAGUGUGUAUGCUGGGUCAAGUGUGUGUGCCAGGUCAAGUGUGUAUGCUGGGUCAAUGCCAGGUCAAGUGUGUAUGCCAGGUCAAGUGUGUAUGCUGGGUCAAGUGUUUAUGCUGGGUCAAGUGUGUAUGCUGGGUCAAGUGUGUAUGCUGGGUCAAGUGUGUAUGCCAGGUCAAGUGUGUAUACCAAGUCAAGUGUGUAUGCUGGGUCAAGUGUAUAUGCUGGGUCAAGUGUGUAUGCCAGGUCAAGUGUGUAUGCCAGGUCAAGUGUGUAUGCCGGGUCAAGUGUGUAUGCCAGGUCAAGUGUGUAUGCCAGGUCAAGUGUGUAUGCCAGGUCAAGUGUGUAUGCUUGGUCAAGUGUGUAUGCCAGGUCAAGUGUGUGUGCCAGGUCAAGUGUGUAUGCCAGGUCAAGUGUGUGUGCCAGGUCAAGUGUGUAUGCCAGGUCAAGUGUGUAUACUGGGUCAAGUGUGUAUGCCAGGUCAAGUGUGUAUGCCAGGUCAAGUGUGUAUGCCAGGUCAAGUGUGUAUACUGGGUCAAGUGUGUAUGCCAGGUCAAGUGUGUAUGCCAGGUCAAGUGUGUAUGCCAGGUCAAGUGUGUAUGUCGGGUCAAGUGUGUAUGCUGGGUCAAGUGUAUAUGCUGGGUCAAGUGUGUAUGCUGGGUCAAGUGUGUAUGCCGGGUCAAGUGUGUAUGCCAGGUCAAGUGUGUAUGCCAGGUCAAGUGUGUUUGCUAGGUCAAGUGUGUAUGCUGGGUCAAGUGUGUAUGCUGGGUCAAGUGUGUAUGCUAGGUCAAGUGUGUAUGCCAGGUCAAGUGUGUAUGCUAGGUCAAGUGUGUAUGCUUGGUCAAGUGUGUAUGCUUGGUCAAGUGUUGAUGUGAGGUCAAGUGUGUAUGCCAGGUCAAGUGUGUAUGCUAGGUCAAGUGUGUAUGCCAGGUCAAGUGUGUAUGCCAGGUCAAGUGUGUAUGCCAGGUCAAGUGUGUAUGCUUGGUCAAGUGUGUAUGCCGGGUCAAGUGUGUAUGCCAGGUCAAGUGUGUAUGCCAGGUCAAGUGUAUCAAUGUGUGAUUGAUGUUUCUUUG
Molecule: messenger RNA, 1245 nt
Organism: Haliotis rufescens (red abalone)
Lineage: Eukaryota; Metazoa; Mollusca; Gastropoda; Lepetellida; Haliotidae
Product: collagen alpha-2(IX) chain-like
Exons: 5
Coding region: 232-1047 (271 amino acids)
Source: RefSeq, a predicted model, not a curated record